CAUGAAGAAAAUUCUUUUGAUAAGUCUUGUCAUAGUACUGUCAUACUAGACAGUAGAAUAUAAUACAUAUGAUGAAGCAUUUGCAAAACACUUGUUUUAUUUGACAUCAGCAAGUUAUUGCGGUGAGUAACACAUUAGGAAUUGGAACUGUGGUAAACCUUGCAAAGAACUUAAACCAAUCACUGAUAUUACAUUUUUUAUCAAUGCAACAAAUGAGAAUGCAGGAUAUGGUGCAUAUCAUCCUGAAACUGAUGAAAUCUAUUUAGUCUUUAGAGGAACCUUACCAUGGAGUCUCACUAAUUGGGUAGAAGAUAUUGACUUUAUAAAGACAGAUUAUCCUUAUUGUCCAAAUAAUUGUUAAGUUCAUAGGUAUUCUAAAAUUUUAUUAAUAUCAUUUUAGAGGUUUCUAUUAUUCAUUUCUGGGAAUUUAAGAUUAAGUAUUGAAUUCAUUGAAAUCUUUAACCAAGAAAUACCCACUUGCCAAGAUAACCAUUACUGGGCAUAGUUUGGGUGGAGCUUUAGCAAAUCAUGCUCUUGUGUAUUUGACAACAGUAUUAUACAAAAUUUAUAUUAGAGAGGCUUUACUAUAAGUAAAUUCUAUACUUUUGGAUCACCAAGAGUAGGUGAUAAGAACUUUUUUACAUAUGUUAACCAACAAUUGUUUCCUGGACCUAAAUAUAGAAUUACUCAUAAUCAUGAUCCAGUUCCUCAUCUUCCAGCUCUUAUUUAAGGAUUCCAUCAUGUGAAUUAAGAGGCUUAUUAUAAAGAUUAUUUAUUAGUCAUCCAUAAAAAGUAAUUAAUUAUUAAAUUGUAGAGUUUAAUUAUGUAAUGAUAAUCUCAAAGAAGAUGAUAGUUGUUCUAAUUCUAACGUAGCUGAUUUAGCAGUAUCAGAUCAUACUAAUUACAUGGGUUAUGAUAUGACAUUAGAAUUACUCACUUGUUAGUGA
Molecule: messenger RNA, 947 nt
Organism: Paramecium primaurelia
Lineage: Eukaryota; Ciliophora; Oligohymenophorea; Peniculida; Parameciidae
Source: the annotation of a GenBank genome assembly